Messenger RNA from Porites evermanni, 714 nucleotides. Lineage: Eukaryota; Metazoa; Cnidaria; Anthozoa; Scleractinia; Poritidae. The record is from the annotation of a GenBank genome assembly.
AUGGCAACCUUGAUAGACAAGGAAUGGCUCAUAACCGCUGCUCGUUGCCUUUACCUGGCGCUUGGACCUGCUGGCUCAAAAUUUGCUCCAAUUCCCGCACCUCACAUCAAGGUUGAACUUGGAGCGUUUAAACGAGGGUCAUCCAAUCACCAACCAGUACUUCAUCAAGUGUCCGAAAUAGUAAUCCACAAAGAUUUUGAUCCCAAGAAGCUGUCAGGAAACAUCGCGCUGGUUCGUUUGGCCAAACCAGUGAAAUUCACCUCCAAAAUAAGCCCAAUCUGUAUGCCGACUAGAACGGAGGUCCAGAGUAUUUUACAACAUGGAAACUCCAUCGGUGUUGUAGUUGGGUGGGGUAAGGAUGUAAAUCACCGAGUCAAAAGCUCUCUGCACGAGGCAGCUGUAUCUGUAGUACAUCGAUCUCAUUGCAAGUGGGCCAACAUGAGCUUCGUGGUUAACAACAUGAUAUGCGCUGGUUACAAGGAACAGCAGGACAAGACCUGUAUUGGUGACAGUGGUUCCCCAUUGAUGUUCUUGGUCGCUAGCCGUGGUCAACACCCCACUAAGUGGGUACUAGGUGGAGUCAUGAGCUGGGGCUUGAAAGAAUUUCUGCAUGGCUGCCAUAGCAACUACCGUUAUACUGCAUACACCAGUGUUGGGAGAAACUUGAAGUGGAUCAAGUUCAAAGGCAAGAGCCACAAGGGGAAUACUAAAUAG